This is a messenger RNA of Poecilia reticulata (guppy), 1728 nucleotides long. The record is from RefSeq and is a predicted model, not a curated record. NCBI's taxonomy places the organism in Eukaryota, Metazoa, Chordata, Actinopteri, Cyprinodontiformes, Poeciliidae.
AUGGUAUUCCCGGUUGGUUGGGGCAUCGGAUAUGCCGUGACCACUGGGAUGAAGAAUGUGUGCGAUCGUUUCUUUCCAGGGAAGGAUUGCAACAAAGAAAACGAUCAGGAUGAAGAGGACGAUCUGUUUUGGAAAGGAUUUCCAUCCAAUUCCAAAAAACAAACCGACCCGGCCGGGGAGGUUUGUUCUGAAAAGGCGUUGGAUGUUGGGACCUCGGACUCCAUCUCGUCCUCUGUACGAGACAGUACAGAGGAUGAUGGUACUGUCUCUGGACAAACUGACUCGGCUGGGGAGGUUUGUUCGGAGAUGAUGGUACAACGUGAGGGUGAGACUGCAGUCGCAGAAAAAUCAAAUCCGGCUGGGGAAGAUUUGUCUGCGGCUGAUCUCGCAGCCAAAGCUGUGGCUGAAGUGACAGCCAAAGCUUUGGUUUCGCUGGUCCCAUCCUUACAGGAGAGUCCUCUGAAGGSMACRUUCACAGGGUCCUUUGAAUUACAACGUUCCCCGGACGGGAACGUUCCGGACGGGGAACGUUGUAAUUCAGAUAAAAACAGUGUUGCUCGUUUGUCUGAAAAACCAUUUCUGAAUGUAAAGAUUUCCAUUGCUGUCGAGGUUUCUUGUUCCCCUAACGUUAAUUCAGUAGCUAGCGUUGGCUCGGAACUGCUAGAUGUAGGGAGGACAUCUGCAGGACAAGGACAAGCGGAGGAGAACUUCUUCAAGUUCUCCGAUGAGCUCCAGAACAGCUGGGUGAAUGCUGCAUUCCAGAGCAUCCUAAACCUGAGCGUCACCAAGCGGUGUCUCKCUAAGGAAAGGGUUUUUCUGGAGGCAUCGUCCAUCCCCUGCUGUGGGAGUCUCAUCCUCUCAGCUGUCCGUCAGCCCAGCAAGCAUUUUAGUCAACAAGACCUUUCCCCAGUUCUGAUGGAGCUGAGGGAGAAGAAGCUGCCGUCAGACAUGGGAAAGGACUAUGACAUAAAAAGUUUGCUGGAGUCUGUGCUGGUCUGGCUGGAUUCGUUUGGCGGCGACACAGAUAGAGAGUUGUACGACAACGACUCUUGCUCCAACUGUGGAGCCACUUCCCUCAAGCUCCUGAACAACGGCGCCAUGAUUGCCCUUCCACCAGUGUUAUUUUCAACCAGUAUAUCUAUACUGCUUGAAUACUGGUUGGAUUUGGCGUGCAAACGCCGUUGUUCAGACUGCGGGUCACCUUGGCAGAAAAAACACUGCCUGACCGAUAACAAGGUCCUGGUAUUUUUUCUGCACAGGAUGACCAGAAAGCACCAAACCAAAGCCACUCAGACCAUCGAUGUGCCUGCAGAAUGUGGGACGGAGACGUACCACCUGUCCUCCGUCAUCUGUGCGGAUCCAAAGCUGACAGACGUCUACUGUUAUUUAAUGAAGGGAGAACGAACCGUGAAGGCAGACAACAAGCAUGUCUUCACUGCAGAGAAGAUAUGUCCAACAACAGUUUCAUUUACAUUUACGAGAAGAGAUGAUCAGACACCAGAGGACAAAAGUAGGCAGAGGUGGACCUUGGAGGCGGGUACAGCGGACGGCGCCGGUGCAGGGGGCAAAGAGCACUGGGGUUAGCACUGGAAAGCAGAGCCUCGGACAAAACACAGGGAGGCGGAGGAGCAGCGGGAGAUUCUGGAGGCGGCGGAGGAGUAGAGGGAGACUCUCUCUUUCUCCAUAUAUGUAUGUAUGUAUGUGUGCGCGCGUGGUUAGAUGGAUAGA